GGGUGUGUAGUGUUGUGACCACAAGAGUACAGUAAUAUUUUUGAGUGAAGCCUAUAAAAGUGUUUGUUAAUUUAGAUUAUAGGAUCUGUUGCCUGGCGCCGGUACCCGGAUCAGUUUUAUCCUCAUCAACUGUUCAUGAGCUGAUCACAACCCAGUUUAAAACUCCCCACAUACACUGUGUGCCGGCAGUGGACAAGAAGCAUCUCCAAAAGCCGCACAGUUCACUAUCACAGCUGACUGGAGAAGAGUGCAGGAUGGCAGAUUUUGAACUUUACUCAUUCCAACGAGAAGUGGUUGAAAGGGCUCUUCGAAGAGAGAAUAUAAUUAUCUGGCUGCCGACAGGAGGGGGAAAGACCCGUGCUGCUGUGUAUGUGGCGCAAAAACAUCUGGAGACUACCUCAAAGGCUAAGGUGGUGGUCCUAGUAAACAAGGUUCACCUAGUGGACCAACAUUACAACAAAGAGUUCAAGCCUCACCUGGGCAAUGAGUACACCCUGCAGCCAGUCAGUGGAGACAGUGAACAGAAGGACUUCUUUGGAAAAGUGGUGAAAAAGUCAGACGUGGUCAUCUGCACUGCACAGAUCUUAUUCAAUGCUCUGACUGACACGAACGAAACCAAACAGGUUGAGCUCUCAGACAUUACUCUACUGAUUAUUGAUGAGUGUCACCACACCCAUAAAGAGGAUGUCUACAACAAAAUUAUGAGAUUCUACCUGGAGAAAAAGUUGAAAGGUGAACGAAAACUGCCACAGAUCCUGGGUCUCACUGCAUCGCCGGGGACGGGGGGUUCAAGGAUUCUGAAAAACGCUGUGGAGCAUGUACUGCAGAUUUGUGCCAAUCUGGACUCAGCCAUAGUUUCAACCAAAAAGCACACUGCUGAGCUGAAGAAGAAGGUUCCCAGACCCAUGAAGACAUUUGACAUUGCGGAUAUAAGGCUUCACGAUCCAUUCGGGGAUCAUCUGAAGAUGAUGAUGCAGAGUAUCCAUGAGUUCAUGACCCUUCCUCAUGACUUCAGACUGAGACAGUGCGGCACACAAGAGUAUGAGGCAGAUGUGGUGCUUCUAGAGAAGAGAGGGGUAAAAGAUGACAACAGAGUUCUGGCACAAUGUGCACUCCAUCUCAGACAAUACAAUGACGCCCUGCUCAUCAAUGACACCCUGCGAAUGAUAGAUGCUUACCGCUCCUUAAAGGAUUUCUACGGUACCACCACCACCAUGGAUGGAACAGACUUCCUGGUGACACUUUUCCAAGAGAAUCGAGUGAAGCUGAAGGAAAUAGCAAAGAAUUGUCAGUAUGAGAACCCCAAAAUGGGCAAACUUCAAACCGUUCUUCUAAAUCAGUUUGGUCCAGAUGAGAAAUCAAGAGGGAUCCUCUUCUGUAAAACUCGUAGAAGCACCCACCGCCUACAUGACUGGGUCCUCAACAAUGGAGCCUUACAGGACGCUGGCAUCAAGGCAGCAGUCCUCACAGGGGCUGGCAAUGGCAUUAGUCACAUGACACAGAAUGAGCAGUCAGACACGAUCAGCAAUUUCCGCGAUGGUAGACUUAACCUCCUAAUCUCCACCAGUGUGGCUGAAGAAGGCCUUGACAUCCCUGAAUGCAACCUGGUGGUACGCUAUGGAUUGCUUACAAAUGAGAUUGCCCAGCAGCAGGCCAGCGGACGUGCCCGGAAAGAAGAAAGCCAGUACUCAGUGGUUGCACAGAAAGGGGGACAGGAAGAGCGCAGAGAACACAUCAAUGAAUUUCUGGAAGAGCUGACUGGAAAAGCCAUUGCUGAGGUCCAAGAGAUGAGCCCCCAUGAUUUUCAAAAAAAGAUAAGUGAGCUUCAAAAAGAGGCAGUUACUGGCAGUAAAGUUGCAGAGAUGCAAAAAACGGACAAGAGGAGAAGCUUCUCUGCGUCCAGUGUCCAGCUCUUGUGUCGAAACUGUUUUCAGUGUGUGGCAUCUGGCAGUGACAUUCAACUUCUUGACAAAAUGCACUAUGUCAACGUGAAUCCUGACUUUCAGAAGCACUACAAAGUCGGUGAGCAGGUUGCGCUAAAAAGGAAUUUUGAGGACAUGGAGCCUGGACGCAGAAUCAGUUGCAAUAAUGGCAACUGCAACAAGGAUUGGGGAAGUGAGAUUAAGUACAAGAAGCGCGCCCUGUUGCCCAAUAUAUCCAUUAAGAACUUUGCCCUGGAGACCCCUGAGGGCAGGGACGUUGUGAAGAAGUGGAAGGAUGUUACUUUCACCGUUAAAGAGUUUGACAUUGAAAAAUACCACCAAGACCACUUCCCCAACAUGACCACUGAUUGACACAGCAAGAGAGGUCUGUGUGGGUUUUUCCCCAUUUCACAAGCCAGUUUUUAUCUGUAUUUUUUUUUCAUUCAAAGCUGUAUUUCAUUCAAAGCUGUAUUUCAUUCAAAGCUGUAUCUGUGAUCGUCUGUGCUCAUUUAGAAAAGGUAAACCAUAAUUUUAUUGUUUGAGGUACUUAAAUAUGAACACAUGCUUUUUAAAAAUUCACAUAGCUAGCACGUAUUUGUGCUGCUGGGCCAGUGAGGCAGUAGUGUGCUAAAACCCAUUACGCAUCGAUCAUGCUAGAAAUUAGCAUGACAGCUUUGUUGAUGCCUAAGGUCUUAACUGCAUUUGCGUGUUUUUGUGUGUAUUUCCUCUGCUUCAUCUCAAGUCAAGCACAGAAACAAAGUACAAAAUGAACUCUGCUGUUACAUGAAUCUUAACCAUCAUGAACCUUUGAUCACGUAUGUGUUGUAUGCAGAUAUUGUGUAUGUAUUGGUAGUUUCACAUAAUUUAUCAUGGCCUAUGUAAAUAAACUAAAACAAAAGAUGAGAUUUAAAUUUAAAUAAAUGUACUGGUUGAAUUGCCAAAAAAUUUUUUGUAAUUUUUUUGCCCUUCUGAGCCACUAGAUGUCACUGUUGGUCAGGAAAUGUCCACAUAAGAGGACUGUUUUCUAAUCUACACUAUAACUCCUAGCAGAUUUUCAGUGUGAAAUGUGUUCACACUGGAAGGGUGGAAAAAAAAAAAAAAGUAUACUCCAAACAGUAAGGUCUGCAUACUAAAACUACCCUUUGAGUGUGGUGUGGUGUGAAUGGACAAUAAUAGUGGAUUGUGGCAUUCUGAAGUCACAGUUUGAUGCCUUUACACAGCAGUGUAACAGUUGCAUUAA
Messenger RNA from Thunnus maccoyii (southern bluefin tuna), 3162 nucleotides. Its product is annotated as probable ATP-dependent RNA helicase DHX58. Gene Ontology annotation, molecular function: hydrolase activity; double-stranded RNA binding; zinc ion binding. The coding region runs from base 255 to 2294 and encodes 679 amino acids. Lineage: Eukaryota; Metazoa; Chordata; Actinopteri; Scombriformes; Scombridae. Gene Ontology annotation, biological process: positive regulation of interferon-beta production; innate immune response; response to virus. Gene Ontology annotation, cellular component: cytoplasm. The record is from RefSeq and is a predicted model, not a curated record. The transcript is spliced from 13 exons.